Messenger RNA from Condylostylus longicornis, 514 nucleotides. RefSeq lists its product as uncharacterized. NCBI's taxonomy places the organism in Eukaryota, Metazoa, Arthropoda, Insecta, Diptera, Dolichopodidae. The transcript is spliced from 3 exons. The record is from RefSeq and is a predicted model, not a curated record. Bases 140 to 514 code for a protein of 124 amino acids.
AUUAUUUCUCUUAUUUUGAAUUUUGUUUUUGAAUUUUCUAGUAUUACCCUUACUAGCUUUACUAUAAAAGUUGGGUUAAUAUUAUAAAAAUUAUUUAUAAAUUUUUCUAUAACAUAUAUAUAUGUAUAUUCAUAUUUAAAUGGCAACAGGUGUUGUUAGCAUUCCACCAAAUAGUGUGCUUGGCACUGAACCUCAAGAAAUUUUAUGUCCAUCAUGUUUUAAAAAUGGAUUAUCAAUUACAAGAGUGGAAGCAUCAACUUUUACUCAACGUAUGAUUUCAUAUUUUGAGAAAUGUUGCUGUUUUAAAUGUACUUGGCGUUGUAGUAAGGACUUAAAUCAUUAUUGUUGUCAUUGCGGUUGCUUUAUUGGACGUCAUAUUGAAGUUGGUUAUUUUCAAGAGAAAACAUUAAAGAAACAUAAAUCAAAUUCAAAAAUUGGAAGAUUUAAUAAAAUGAUUGAAAUACCAUCAAAGAAAUCAAAACCAUCGAAAACUAAUGCUAUAUUAGUACUAUAA